CGCCUUCUCUUCUGCUUCCGCGGGGUCCGGGAGGCGGCGGGCGGCCAGGUGGGCCGGGAAGGAGCCGAGUGAUUUAAUGAUGCUCUGUAACAUUUUUCUAAGUCUGAAGCUUUCUGUGCCUGUGGAUCUCAGAAUUUGCUAAGAGAUGGAGGAGCCUCCACACAACGAUCUGAGCACAAUGACCCAUGAGAAUGGUGACCCCCUCCAGAGCACCAGCCCUCAGAUUUCCGUUAGUGAAUUUUCUUGCCACUGCUGCUACGACAUCCUGGUUAACCCCACCACCUUGAACUGUGGGCAUAGCUUCUGCCGGCACUGCCUAGCUUUAUGGUGGGCCUCUUCAAAGAAAACAGAGUGUCCGGAAUGCAGAGAAAAAUGGGAAGGUUUCCCCAAAGUCAAUAUUCUCCUCAGGGAUGCCAUUGAAAAAUUAUUUCCUGAUGCCAUUAAAAAGCGACAUGAAGACAUUCACCAGAAUAAUGACAUAGUCCAGAGUCUUGCAGCCUUUCAGAAAUACGGGCACGAUCAGGUUCCUUUAGCUCGGAACACAGGCCGAGCGAAUCCACAGAGAGGUGGGGGAUUCUUCUCCGGGGUGCUCACCGCUUUAACUGGUGUGGCAGUGGUCCUGCUCGUGUACCACUGGAGCAGCAGGGAAUCUGAGCACGACCUCCUGGUCCACAAGGCUGUGGCCAAGUGGACAGCAGAAGAAGUUGUCCUCUGGCUGGAGCAGCUGGGCCCGUGGGCCUCUCUCUACAGAGACAGGUUUUUAGCGGAAAGAGUAAAUGGAAGGUUGCUUUUAACCCUGACAGAGGAAGAAUUUUCGAGGGCGCCAUAUACCAUAGAAAACAGCAGCCACAGAAGAGCCAUCCUCCUGGAACUGGAGCGUGUCAAAGCCCUAGGUGUGAAGCCUCCUCAAAAUCUCUGGGAAUAUAAGGCUGUGAACCCAGGCAGGUCCCUGUUCCUGCUGUAUGCCCUCAAGAGCUCCCCAAGACUCGGUCUGCUGUACCUCUAUCUAUUUGACUACAAGGACACCUUCCUACCCUUUAUCCACACCAUCUGCCCGCUGCAAGAAGACAGUUCUGGGGAGGACAUCAUCACCAGGCUUCUGGAUCUUAGAGAGCCCACAUGGAAACAGUGGAGAGAAUUCCUUGUCAAGUACUCCUUCCUUCCGUACCAGCUGAUUGCCGAAUUUGCUUGGGACUGGCUGGAGGUCCAUUACUGGACGUCACGGUUUCUCAUCGUCAAUGCCAUGUUACUCUCGGUUCUGGAAUUAUUCUCCUUUUGGAGGAUCUGGUCAAGAAGUGAACUGAAGACCGUGCCUCAGAGGAUGUGGAACCAUUUUUGGAAAGUAUCAACACAGGGGCUUUUUGUGGCCAUGUUCUGGCCCCUCAUUCCUCAGUUUGUUUGCAACUGUUUAUUUUACUGGGCCCUGUACUUCAACCCAAUUAUUAACAUCGAUCUCGUGGUCAAGGAAGUCCGACGGCUGGAAACCCAGGUGUUGUGACUGGCACUGCCCAGGCCCUGGGGGACUCUUCUGGCCUCCUUGACAUCGGAGCACUGAUGCUUGAGCAGGAGGGGGGGGGCGGGCAGACUUCCUAUUUCUACGCCUCGUGAACAAGGUGCUGCUUUGUCUGUCAGAGGCUCCAACCAGGUCCUCUCUCCCUCUGCCUUUGGCAUCAUGGCAGUAGGGACUGACAGCCCAGAGCUCGGCCGACACAGCGGCAGCACCUCCCAGCCAGCCACCCUCCUCACGGAGACCAGGGAGGCCCGGUCCACCGCGGCUCUCAAGGACCUGGGUCCCCAGAGGAUGCAGUGUGGUGACAGCAGAAGGCUGCUGCGUCGGUGAUCCCACUGGACAGAGGUUCCCAGCGCGAGUUGCAGCCUAGGGCUGAGCUGGAGACCUGGCUUGUUGGGGCCAGGCCUGUCCCCUAAGGCGAAUUUAGGGAAAAAACUAGGAGAAGAUUUUGUCAUAGGCAUAGACAGUUGCACAUGAACAAUACAGAGGAAAAGCCCACAUCUGAUGGACGAUUCUGUAUUAUGAAAGAGUUGCUAGAAGGUUUGUCAGAGUGAAGCAUCUAAAAGGAUUCCAUGUGAGACCACACUGUCAUCAGAUUUUCCACGUAUAAUCGCUACGAGUUUGGAUUCCUGACUCGGGGCUGGGGAUUGAGUAGGAUGUCAGGCAAUAACGGAGAGUAAUUCACGUGGGGCUGAGCUGCCUCGGUGCCACUUACAAUGAUUGUUGUGGGGUUGGUUUGUUUUGUUUUCGGGAAUUUAAUAUCCAGGAUAAUCCUUUUGUUCAAGGAAACGUUUUGUACAUUGACCUCGCACUGUAUGAUCUUACUGUCCUGUUCUGAUGUAUAAAACAGCAAGUAUAAUUACACCAAGUGCUGUCAUUGUAAAUACGAAUGAGAUGAAGCAGGGCCUUUUCUUUCCUUCCAGUGUAAAGAUAGCAGGUGUGGACGGGAGCCGCCCGGAGAUCGGCCCCGCAGAGGUAAGCUUGCGCCCAGUGUUGUUUGAUGACUCUAUGAACCCUUCAUUUAUCCUUUGGACCUUUGGAAGAUUUCCCUCAAACUUUGCACCCGAAAGUUUGAAGCAAUCACUUGAAAGCAAAAUAAAGGUUUUUAUAUAGAUAAAAGUGCUACC
Molecule: messenger RNA, 2637 nt
Organism: Lontra canadensis (Northern American river otter)
Lineage: Eukaryota; Metazoa; Chordata; Mammalia; Carnivora; Mustelidae
Gene: BFAR
Product: bifunctional apoptosis regulator
Exons: 8
Coding region: 146-1498 (450 amino acids)
Biological process (GO): proteasome-mediated ubiquitin-dependent protein catabolic process
Cellular component (GO): nucleus
Molecular function (GO): ubiquitin protein ligase activity; protein binding
Source: RefSeq, a predicted model, not a curated record